UCAUUCUUUUUAAUUAGCUUUUUAAUGAUGAAUAUAUUAAUUGUUUAUCAAGUAUCAACUGAUGAUAGUGGUAAUUGUGAUAUGUCAUGUCCAAAAAAUCAAACAUGUUCAAAGUGUCCAUCUACAUGUGAAAAAACAUGUCAAACAUUUUUCGAACCUUCUUGUACUGAAGAAUGUAAUGAUAAGCCAAGUUGUCAGUGUGAAGAGGGAUAUGUACGCCAUAUAGAUUCACAGAAUUGCAUUGAGCCACCUGAUUGUGGAACUGGUGUAGCUCUCAAGAGACCUAGACCUGAAAAAUAAAUAUAGAAACAAUAAAAAAGUUUCUUAAUCAUUAAUAUUCAUUCAUUAGUGAAUUUGAUCAGUAAAUGAUAAAUAUG
This is a messenger RNA of Chelonus insularis, 377 nucleotides long. RefSeq names its product serine protease inhibitor swm-1. The record is from RefSeq and is a predicted model, not a curated record. The transcript is spliced from 3 exons. NCBI's taxonomy places the organism in Eukaryota, Metazoa, Arthropoda, Insecta, Hymenoptera, Braconidae. Bases 25 to 300 code for a protein of 91 amino acids.